GGGCGCUGUGAUUUGUUUCUGGUCUCGUUUCCCGCUGACAAAAACAGAACAAAACAAUACGGAAGUAAAACGGUAGGGAGAGUUUGUUUGGGUUUGUUUGUCCUCGUCCGAGAAAACAUACAUGCUGAAUACACAACUUUCAGUCGACUAAAACAUGUCUAAACUACAGUCGUUUCGUGUGUUUUUAAAUGAGCGUUUAACCGCGGCAGCUGUGGAGAUUUUCGGGGCAGUUGAAGAAACAGUAGCGGACUACCAGGAGGAGAAUGAUCGGCUACGGAGACUGCUGCGGAUCACACCGGAGAUACAACUAUGUAGGAUAGACUCCCUGCAGCUCCCUGUCUCUGAGGAGGAGGUUCUCCCUGAGUAGCAGCACUGUGAGCAGGAGUGGAGCCCCAGUCUGGGGCAGGAGAACCCAGAACUUCCACAGAUUAAAGAGGAACAGGAGGAACUCAGGACCAGUCAGGAGGAAGAGCUGCUUCAAGGGCUGGAGGCUGAUUUCAAAUUCACUCCUUCCUGUGUGAAAAGUGAAUGUGAUCAGGAGGACCCACUUCAGUCCAUGACUCUUCACCAAACCCAGACUGUGGAGAACAGAGAGAGUGACCCUAAACAAGUGGUUCUCACACCUUUUGUUACUGUGACCCACCUUAAGGGUCUCUACAUUCCCUGUGACCCUCCAGAUAAUCAAAACAAUGCCUCCAGCCACAGCUCAGCCGUAAGCAGAAACCCAGUAGGACUUGACAGCAGCCCACCAUUGGAUCCCAGCCCAUUGAUGGCGGAACAUUCUUCCAGCACGUCUAGAAAAACUCACCACUGCCGUGAAUGUGGUGAAAAGUUUGCUCUGAAAGCUGACCUGCAGAGGCAUAUGACUCUCUACAAGAAGAGACUCCGUGAAUGCAGUUUCUGCAGAAAACGCUGCACCUCCACCUGUAAACUAAAGGCCCAUAUCCGCCUCUGUCACAGUGGGAGACCCUGCACCUGCCCUGUUUGUGCCAAGACCUUCAAACUCAAAGGAUAUCUGUCCAAGCACAUGAGGAUUCACACAGGAGUGGGAGAGAAACCAUUUAGCUGUGGAGACUGUGGGAAAAGCUUCAAUUUGAAGGGGAACCUAAAGAACCAUAUGUUGACUCACACAGGAGAGAAAUCAUUUAGCUGUGCUGACUGUGGGAAAAGCUUCAAUCAGAAGGGAUCCCUAAAGAAGCAUAAACUGACUCACACAGGAAAGACACCAUUUAGCUGUGGCGACUGUGGGAAAAGCUUCAAUCAGAAAUGGAAACUAUCUUUACAUAUCCAGACUCACACAGUAGGGAAACCAUUUAGCUGUGCUGACUGUGGGAAAAGCUUCAAUCAGAAGGGGUCCCUAAAGAAGCAUACACUGACUCACACAGGAGAGAAACCUUUUAGCUGUGAUGACUGUGGGAAAAGCUUCAUUCAGAAGGGGAACCUUAGGAGCCAUAAACUGACUCACACAGGAGAGAAACCAUUUAGCUGUGAUGACUGCGGGAAAAGCUUCACUCAAAAGUCUAACCUACUGACGCAUGUGAAAAAUAUACACAAAGGAGGAAAACAGGAUUAAAACUGAAAGAAAGAACAUUAUGACAAAGAUCUAUUUAGUCACAAGAUGAACAUAAAAAGUCAGGAUGUGGACGAUUCUGAGUACACGCUCAGACACACAUAGCUGGAAUAAGUCAAUGAAGUCAGAGAGAAUAGUCAGAUUAACUGAUGACUAAAAUAUUAGUGCAGAUGGCAUUAUUUUGUUACGUGCAUAGAUGUGUUAUAGGUAAUGAAUGUGUAGGGAACUUCUGAAAUUCUACAGAUUUUGUGGCACAGCAGGAAUACACACAAACCAAAAAGUAAAAUGGAAUUAAGGAAUAUAUAAAUAUUAGGAUGAGCCAUGUCGGAGUGGCAUAGACUAAAAUACAAUAGAAUAGAGUACAGUAUAUUCAUGUGAGAUGAGUAAAGCAGUAUGUAAAUAUUAUUAAAGUGACUAGUGUUCCAUUAUGCAAGUGAAUUCCAGUCUAUGUAUUUAGGGCAGCAGCCUCUAAGGUUCAGGGUUAGGUAACCGGGUGGAAGCCGCCUAAGAGAACAUUCUCAAAUAUGUGGGUGUAAAACACUGUUAAAAGCACUGUUUGUGUGUGUCGGUGGCUGUCCCUAGCAUUGCCAAAAGACAAAGAGCUGUGACUGGAUCAGUGGUUCACCAAUCAGAGCCUUGAUGGGCUUGGCAACAGUAACAAAGGGUGAAGUGUAAUGAAACUAGGGUGCGUGUGCCCUGGGUAAACCAUUUUGGGGGGGGGGCGCAUUUCUUUAUGAGCAUCGGGUAACGUCCUCGGAACAAACCGGGAACUAGACAAAAACCUCCAGGAGAGAGCAUGGCACAAUUUCCCAUGAACCUUUAGGGACCAUGACACAACAUCCCAAGAAUUCCUUAAAAACGUCCUCGAGACCUGCCAGGAAUUAGACAGAUCCUCUAGGGAACCAUGACACAACGUCCUGACGACUUUAGGCGACCAUUUUGUGACAUCAUGGGAGGUCCCAACGACUCAUUGUUUACAUGGAAGUUAUGUUUUUCAUUAAAUAAGUAACAUUUACUCUUUUUUUUAUUAACCCAUAUGUUUUUUUUACAGCUUUUCUGCUACAAAAGUGUGCAAAGCUGUGAUCAAGGCAAAAGGGUGGCUACUUUGAAGAAUCUCAGAUAUA
This is a messenger RNA of Oncorhynchus tshawytscha (Chinook salmon), 2694 nucleotides long. RefSeq names its product gastrula zinc finger protein XlCGF8.2DB-like. The transcript is spliced from 2 exons. The record is from RefSeq and is a predicted model, not a curated record. Gene Ontology annotation, molecular function: RNA polymerase II cis-regulatory region sequence-specific DNA binding; DNA-binding transcription factor activity. Bases 557 to 1573 code for a protein of 338 amino acids. NCBI's taxonomy places the organism in Eukaryota, Metazoa, Chordata, Actinopteri, Salmoniformes, Salmonidae. Gene Ontology annotation, biological process: regulation of transcription by RNA polymerase II.